UCGCGAUGGCCGCCAACGCGGAACGACGAUGCGCGUCAGUCAGACUCAUACUUGUUAUCACGAUAAAAGAAUAGAUAAAAAGUUAAUGAAACAACAUGCGAGUAAGAUUUUUCGAUGUUUCGACAAAACUGAUAAGCUGACGAAUCGUCACAUUAUUUUUUCGACAAACCGGGGGCCCAGUGUUGCAGCAAAAGUGGCAAAUUUUUUUUCACUUUAAUUAUGAUCUAAAAAUCUGAGUGCCUUUUCUGAGAAUUUUCUUGUUCAUUGACAUACGUGAAUGAAUGAACUAUGGUCAAAUCGUGAUUUAAAUCGUUGAAUAGUAUUUUCAAUCAAUACGUAAAUAAUGUUGAAUGAGUGUUGCGAUCCAAUCAAAAAAAAAUUCAAAAGCGUCCAGAUGGUUCGGCAUUCUUGACGAUAUGUUAAGACUCGCAGAAUCUCGAGUGGAAGUCGUGAGUUAUUUAUAUUGGACGUAGGCGUCUUUGGUGAACUGUUCUAUCAAGUUUUCUUUUUUUCCACAAACGCAUAAUUUCCGAUCGAAGUUUAGCAGUUGAAUUUCUAUAAUAUUAUUUAAAAAUGGAGCAUAGUCGCGACAGGGUAGUUGCAAAUGGUGAUAACAAAGAUCGUGAGGUAGAUUGGUCCAGAUUUGGACUCAACAGGCAUCAAAAUGACAGGAGAAAUGGUACAAGAGAAAAUUCCACUUACGACGGAUUUGGUCCAGACAUUUAUCCUACGGGUGCUAAUGAACUCUUCGCUCAAGAAUAUAAUGCAGAUCCUUGGUGGAAAUCAAACUUUUUUGUUUCCCAACCCGUUCUUUUUGGCACAUGGGACGGAGUAUUUACUUCAUGCCUCAUAAAUAUUUUUGGGGUCAUAGUUUUCCUGAGAUCAGGCUGGAUUGUUGGUCAAGCUGGAGCCCUCAAUGCUGUGAUCAUAAUUUUGUCAACUGUUUGCGUUGCCUUGGUCACUGUACUUUCUGCAGUAGGAAUCUGUGAAAGAUGUAGAGUAGAAAGUGGAGGCGUGUAUUUUCUUUUAUCUCAUGUUCUUGGCUCAAGAUUUGGGGGAUCGAUCGGUUUACUCUAUUGUUUUGGUCAGGCUGUUGGUUGUGCCCUGAAUGUUUUGGGUUUCGGUGAAUCAAUGGCCGGUCUGGUUGGCAUGGAAUCGGCCUGGGCUCAACGAGGCUUUGCUUGUGCCGCUGUCAUUCUUCUUUCUGUAAUAAACGUUGCUGGUGUGAAAUGGGUUGUAAAACUUCAAUUCGUUUUGUUACUCAUUUUGUUGUUUGCCGGAAUUGAUUUCAUAGUUGGAAGUUUCACCCACAUUGACCCAAAGGCUGGAUUCGAGGGUUGGUUCACCGGAAACCUGCGAAAUAACACAUUCGCCGCUUAUGAAGGUGGCGAGGGGUGGUUCACUGUUUUUGGAGUAUUUUUCCCAACUGUAACCGGAGUUUUGGCAGGUAUAAAUAUGAGUGGGGACCUGAGACAACCCUCAACCGACAUACCAAAUGGAACGUUGGCUGCUCUUGGAACAGGAACUGUUCUCUAUUUAGUAUUUUCACUGUUUCUCGCUGCAACUUGUACCCGAGCAGCCCUACUAAAUGACUUCAUGAUUGCUUCGACGGUCUCAGCUUUCUCAGUUCUGUUGUUAGCUGGCCUCUACGUCUCUUCGUUCAGCAGUUGUUUAGGUGCAAUGUACGGAACGCCUCGAGUCCUGCAAUCGAUCGCUGGACAGAAUGUUAUUCCGGGCAUGAACUGUCUUCAACGUGGGCGAGGACCGAACAAAGUGCCAGUCUACGCGAUGAUCGUCGUCGCAGCUGUAACCCUCGCCUUCAUAAUAACCGGCCAAAUAAAUACUCUCGCGCCAAUCGUCACGAUGCCUUUUUUACUCACUUACGCUUGUAUGGAUUACGCAUAUUUUGCACUCGCUCAAACGUUUGACCUUCAGCAUACCCGAGAACAAAGAUUCCAAGCUCAGACACCGACUUUCGAGAGAAAUUAUGGAUCUUCUGGUCGACAGGACAGCAUAGCCGAAAUUGAUAACGAUUUGGACACCCUUUUCCCGGAGAGAAUACGUCACAAGAAUCUUGUACGCAAUCCAAGUAUUUCGGAAAGUACGGGCUAUCCCGAUUCUUCACCCAGCGUUGAGGAAAACGGUAGUGUCGCUGAUCCACCCGUACGGAAGCCACACAUUCAUGGAAAACUGGGCAACUGGUACAGCCCACUUUGUAAUCGAUGGUUUUCACUGAUUGGUGCUCUCGUUAAAAUAUUGAUAAUGUUUCUUGUUCACUGGGGUUACGCUAUGGCCAACAUAGUCGUCGUAUUCCUCGUCUGGAGUUACGUUGGGCAUGCGAACCCCGCGGUUAAACCUGGGGUCUCUGCGGAAUUCAGGUUUUUCGAGUGGCUCAGAAUUUCGAUUCUCAGACUCAUGGGAAGAAAAGUCUACGAUUACGAGCAAAUCGUAGUGACCCCCGUCCAUCCCGGAGUGGAAACGUCUUCGGCACAAUUGAACGAAGAGAACGAAGACUUUGCUGGUAGAAGGCGAUAUCAUCAAACUUCGACAGUAACCGGCCAAUACGUGAACGUCGAUUGAGGUUGAAGAAUCGGCGACUCUUGACAACUUCCGUCGAACCGGAAGUUCAAUACUUUACUAAAUAUCACCACUUACGAGAUGCGCACAACGUCAAAUAAGACAAAACUUAUACAUUUAUGAACGAAAGAAGGAACUGAAAACACAUGAACCGAUAUCGCACCGCCUAAAGAAGCUGCCGUUUUACGCAGGCCACUGUCGGAAGUGGCCUGCGUAACGCAACGAUUACGUAAUACGGGCAAAAAAUCAACGCAAAAAGGGUCCAUUAUCCGUCUGCGUCUUUCGUUGUAUCGUUUUCUUUUUUUUUCAAUUUUUUUCUUAGCCUGCAGUUCGAAAUUUGAGAUUAAUAAUUUAUUAAUUAAAUAACUAAAGUGGAUGCUUCGAUACGUAAAUUAAACGUAAGUUUAACCGAAUAUAAUUAAUUCAACGGUACAAACCAGGCUGAGAAUCGGCUUACGUAGUCCGGGAUGCAUUUUUUUCUUGUCUCUAAUAAAAUACUCUGUAAAUAAAACGUGAUAUACAAACUUAUAUAUCAUAUGAAAACAAAAAUAUAUAUAUAUAUAUAUAUUUAUACAUUAUUUAACAUUUUUACAAGUCGUAACGAGGAGAAACUUGCACGGGUGUACUUUGAUACCAAAAUAAUAAACAAAUGUUUCAUUCACAA
This is a messenger RNA of Venturia canescens, 3241 nucleotides long. Its product is annotated as solute carrier family 12 member 8. Gene Ontology annotation, molecular function: potassium:chloride symporter activity. The coding region runs from base 574 to 2580 and encodes 668 amino acids. Gene Ontology annotation, biological process: chloride ion homeostasis; cell volume homeostasis; chloride transmembrane transport. Lineage: Eukaryota; Metazoa; Arthropoda; Insecta; Hymenoptera; Ichneumonidae. Gene Ontology annotation, cellular component: membrane. The record is from RefSeq and is a predicted model, not a curated record. The transcript has 10 exons.